AAGAGUCCUCUCGUGCCCAGAGAAUUCGUUUCGCAAUUGAUGCGCAAUUGAGAGAGGGCCGAGGGGUUUGCUCAAAGUCCACGCAUGCGAUCUAUAAGCCGCGCCACCUCGCCCCAAGCCCCGUAAACGCACACGCGGAGGGUAGGAAGCACGUUCAACAGGUCACGUGCAGCGCCAACGCUAAAAAAAAGCGGCGCGCGACGUGCCAGAGGCUCAUUCUCCGCUGUCACGCAGUCAGCCAGCAAAAGCCGUCAGAGAGACGCCCCCGCGCCGUAAAAUCAUGGCGACGUCCUCCCCCGUCGUCGCGGCGAGCGCCGCCAAGGCCGCCACGCCCGCGGAAGCGGCGGCGAAGCUCGGCGCGACGUACCCGCACGAGCAGAUGGCGACGCGGCCCCUGGACCUGAACCCCGCGCACUGGUACGCGGCGAUCAAGUGGCACUACGACGGCGGCACGCUGAACUGGCCCAUGAUCAUCUACAUCGGGCUCUGCCACUACUGGGCCGUGCUGGGCCUCACGCGCCUCGCGACGGUCCACACGUACACGCUGCUGUGGGCCUACGUGCUGUGGCCCAUCACGGGCCUGGGCAUCACGGCGGGCGUCCACCGCCUCUGGUCCCACCGCUCCUACACGGCCGGGCCGGCGCUGCGCUGCCUGCUCAUGCUCAUGAACAGCAUCGCGAACCAGGGCUCCAUCUUCCACUGGGCGCGCGACCACCGCGUGCACCACAAGCACUCCGAGACGACGGCCGACCCGCACAACGCCCAGCGCGGCUUCUUCUACGCGCACGUCGGCUGGCUGCUCUGCAAGAAGCACCCCGACGUCGUCAAGGAGGGGAAGAAGCUCGACUUCAACGACCUGAAGCGGGACGGCUUCGUCAUGUUCCAGCGCAAGCUGGACCCGUGGUUCACCAUGUUCAUGUGCUUCGCGUUCCCCGGCCUCGUCGCCAAGUUCGGCUGGGGCGAGCGCUUCUGGGACGCGGUCUGGGUCGCCGGCUUCCUGCGCUACAUCUUCGUGCUGCACUCGACGUGGCUCGUCAACAGCGCGGCGCACAUCUUCGGCGACCACCCCUACAACGAGCAGUGGCCCGCCGAGAACCCGAUCGUCUCGUUCUUCGCGGUCGGCGAGGGCUGGCACAACUGGCACCACCAGUACCCCUACGACUACGCCGCGUCGGAAUUCGGCAUCACGUCGCAGUUCAACCCGACGAAGCUCUUCAUCGACUUCUUCUGCUUGCUCGGCAUGGCCUCGAACCCGAAGCGAGCGACGUCCUCGUGGGAGCGCACGAAGAUGAAGCGCGACAAGGGCGUCUUCGAGAAGUCGAACUUCGUCCUGUGCAUGGAGGGCUACGCCGCGCGCGGCGCGGACGCGGCCGAGGCCUACCCCGCGAAGAAGCAGGACUAGUCCGGCGCCUUCUUCCCCAUUGUGUAAUUAUGCACGUUCGUAGA
Pelagomonas calceolata is the source of this 1446-nucleotide messenger RNA. Lineage: Eukaryota; Pelagophyceae; Pelagomonadales; Pelagomonadaceae. The record is from the annotation of a GenBank genome assembly.